AAGGCUGGCAUUGCCAAGCAGUCCUGGCAGACAGACAGCUCAAUUGCUUUGGCACAUCUUGCUGUGGACUGCGAGAUGAGAAAGUCAAUGCUAUUCCUUGGCUUUCUUCUUGUUUUCCUUGGCCUGGCUCUGCCAGGCACCCAGGGAAAAACAAUUCCCAGAUGUGAGAUGGUGAAGAUGCUACGUCGGAAUGGCUUUGAGGGCUUUGUGGGCACAACUGUUGCUGAUUGGAUGUGCCUGGUGAAACACGAGAGUGAUUAUAACACGAAAGCCUAUAAUGACAAUGGUCCAAGCAGGGACUACGGCAUCUUUCAGAUCAACAGCAUGUACUGGUGCAAUGAUGGCAGGACCCCUGGAUCCAAGAAUGCCUGCCACAUCAGCUGCUCAAAACUUCAAGAUGACAAUCUUGAGGAUGAUAUUCGGUGUGCCAAGAAGAUUGCUCAGGAGGCUCGUGGCCUCACUCCUUGGUACGGCUGGAAAAAUCAUUGCCGGGGCAGAAACCUGAGUUCCUUUGUCAAGGGCUGCUAAAUUGCUCCACGGGUGUUGAUCGUUUCCUCAGGAUCACCAGAGGUGGAAAAUGACAGCGUUUGGAGAGGAGGCCAGGGAAAUGGAUGGGUGUGGGGAAUUAAAAGCAGUAUAUUAUUAAUAUAGUGGCUACUGGCUACUGCUAACUCUGGAGGUCUUCACACCGCUGCAAUGCCAACAGAGAACUCACAGCUUGUAACUUAAUAAAAACAAGGCUUAGCAACAGGCCACUACAGAUGGAGUUUCAGCCUUGAUUUACUUUCAUAAUCCUGACUCAAGGUUUUGUUGCCCUGAGAGGGUUUAGCAACAUUUAAGGUUUCUCACUCUUUUUGUAUCUGUCUCUGUUCUCCUUCACCCCUCCCUUUCUCUUCUCCUCCCUCCCCUUUAUUUUUUUGCCCAUUCUUAUUGGAGUGCUGUAGUGAGAAAAUACAAAAAUUAAUGAACACUGUGUAAGACAUGUAGAAUUAUGUUGCCUUAUGACGAGGAUAGUCACUGACGGAGGUGGGGAGUGCAGACCGCUGACAGAGACAGAAAACUAUGCUGAAAUGUGACCUUGCUCCUUAAAUUUAUCUGAGUGUCUGCUCCUGGGUGGUGUGAGGGACUGGGCACUGAAGCAUAUGGGCAUCUGGCCUGAGUGAAUACAACAUUUCUCAUCAUUCUUUGAGGAAGCAAAUCAAACACAGCCUAGAAUGCAGGCAGCAUGUCUGUGAGGAAACUAUGGGUUGGAAAGGCUGUUAGGAAAGGCAAAUGUUUUGCUGUUUAGUUUACAAGUCCUUUUUCCAAACAAAAGCUGAAUUCAGAAAGGGCACAAAUAAUACUGUGAUAACGCUGAAAAAAACAUGUUUGCUUCUUCAUGUGCUUUCUGCUGCUGCUAGGUGAGCAAUGACUUAUUUGGUGCUUAUGCAAUAAACUGAUGAUUAAACUCA
Prinia subflava (tawny-flanked prinia) is the source of this 1451-nucleotide messenger RNA. It is a transcript of the gene LYZ, whose product is annotated as lysozyme. The transcript is spliced from 4 exons. The coding region runs from base 76 to 528 and encodes 150 amino acids. Gene Ontology annotation, molecular function: lysozyme activity. The record is from RefSeq and is a predicted model, not a curated record. Lineage: Eukaryota; Metazoa; Chordata; Aves; Passeriformes; Cisticolidae.